AUGGGCUUUUUGAAACUUGUCCCUCUUAUGACUGUUGUACUUGCAAGUACUGGCAGAUCUUGGGGCACCACUCUGGACUCGAGCAACCUCGUUGCGCGGGUUGACCUCAGAAAUGCCGUUGGUACUGAGCACAUCGUGCAGCCUCGUUACAUUGAAGCUUCUACCACUGUUCGUGCUGAAGAAGGGGACAGUACUAUGGGAAAUAAAGGCCAUAUAUUAAGGGGAGAACGCGACCAGAGGUACAAUCUUCUCCAGAGAAGCCCUAGGGCCUCUAAGAGCCUCAGGGCUACACUUAGAGCUGUCUCGCAGCCCAAGACCAAGAUCACCACGAAGCCGAAGCCGAAGCUUGCUUUGAAGCCCCAGCCCAAGCUCGGAAAGGCUGUUGCUAAGCCCAAGGCCCUCAAUCCUGCUACAAACCCCAAGCAUGGCAUCUCCAAGGCCGGGUUGAAGCAUAAACCCAAGGCUCAGAACACCUCUGCUAAGCCAAAGCCCAAGGCUCAUAGUGCCGCUGCUAGACACAAACCAAAGGCCUCUGCAGCUUCAGCACCGCCUAAGCAUAGGAACACGAAAGCUUCUGGGAUCCAAAAGCAUAAGAAUCAUCAUGCUCCUAGCAAGCACAAGCCCAAAGUUCAGAAUUUCGCUGCCAAGCCCAGGCCCAAGGUUCAGACCACCGCGACCAAACAAAAGCCAAAGGCUCCUAAGACUUCAGCACCGCCUAAGCAUAAGAGCAUGAAAGCUUCUAGACUUCAAAAGCAUAAGAAUCAUCAUGAUCCAAGCAAGCACAGGGCCAAAGUUCAGAAUUCCGCUGCCAAACACAAGCCAAAGGUUUCCAAGGCUUCAGUUCCGCAGAAGCAUAAGAGUGCCAAGGCCUUUGGUAAGAACAAGCCUAAAGCUCAUGAAGUUGCAGCAAAGCACCGUAACAAAGCCCAUAAGAUUCCUUCCAAGAAAACGACCAAGGCCGCACACCACCGCAAACCUAAGACUCACAAGGUCGUUGCCAAGCACAAAGUUAAGGCUCACAAGGCUGUUACAGCACGGCCUAAACAUCAGCCCGGCAAACACUCUGCGAACAAUGGGUCCAAGUCCACUAAACAGCACAAGACAAAGAAGGUCGCUCCAGCGCCCCAACGCAAAGUUUCCAAAGCCACCAAGCCGAAUCAACAUAAGAAGCCUAAAGCUGCGGCUGGUGGGAAGGGUCCCAUCUGUCGGCGAGGGCCCGGCGAAAGCUGUGGCACCCAGCGUUCCGCAAGCCCGGAUAGAGCAUCGACUUCCAACUCGGAAGGCGGGGUAGUUGAUCUUAAAGAUGUGAGCACUGUCGGACAAGUCCUCCUUACAGGCGACAGUUCUCAAAACAGGCGCACGGGCGCCGACAUGGAUGAUAUAUCACCAUCUACGUAUAACUAUCUAAGCCGAGUUGGGGACUUGCAUGCUAAUACAGCUCUCCAAGGUCGACUUGGAUAUAAAGGCGUGCCCGGCCCUGGUGCAAUUGUCAGCAGUAAUCCUCCUUCGUCGCAUUCCAGUUCUAGUUCGCAGUCGGGUAGUCCGCAUGUCAAUGCACAAACUCCUUCUUCCAAUAACAAUCAAGCAUCCUCUGAUGUCAAGCCUAGUACGCCAGGUGCUAGUUCUUCGAAACCCAAACAGGGUACGACAACAGCUGGUGGCGUUAAAGGAGAUGGGGGAGUGAAGGGGAAGACUUGGUAUGACGAGGAUUCUGAGGAGGAUUUGACUCGCUAUAAUUCGGGGUCUAGUUCGGAGUAG
Clonostachys byssicola is the source of this 1758-nucleotide messenger RNA. Lineage: Eukaryota; Fungi; Ascomycota; Sordariomycetes; Hypocreales; Bionectriaceae. The record is from the annotation of a GenBank genome assembly.